CGAAAUAAUAAUAAGAAUUGUUCCAAAGGAACGGUUUCGAAAAUGUAAAUACGAGGGAACGAAAACAAAUCGACGUACGUUUCGUAUAGAUAGAUAAGCGAGUUCGGUGGGGAUUUGUUUAUUAUCGAUACAUUACGUCGCAGUAUAAAAGUUCGCGUCGUAGUUGCCGGUCGUGCGUGAAAUCUUGGAAUAAAAUCUAUUAGAGCAGUGUUCCUUUUUUAAAAUUCAACGUCGCUACGAAGAUAAUUUACCAAUAAUUUAUUUCGAAAGUCUAUCUUUUCAUUUUCAACGAUAAAACGACAAGUAUCGUAUGGAUUAUGAAUUCCAAUCCAUUCAGAAUAAAAGAAUCUACGCAAAGAAUAAAUUAUUCGACUUCAAAUUAUAAUCUAUAAGAAUUCUUUUAUCUCGUGAAAAAGGAAAACGAGAAGUUAGAAGAUCCUUAACUGUUCAACUACGAAAAAUCUAAAUAUCGACGAGGAAAGAAUACAGUGUCUCGAACAUUCGAAGUGCAGUCUUCGUCCAAGAUAUUAAAGCAAAUUUCAACCACCAAGAAAUCAUGGAUUUUGCAUGCAAGUAACAGAAACGAUGGAGAAAAGGCGUUAUCGUGUGUGUUAUUGCACGUGAUACGCUUAAGCAGAGUGGCGCAGCUUAUCGUCAGCCGGAGGGUGGCAGGAAUUCGUGUUGGGUUACUUGCCCUCCUCGCAUACCAUUUCGACGUGGUGGCAUCCAUCCCCCGCUAUCUCGUCAUCAAGAUCCUCCCUGUCCUUAUAUUAAAGCCAGCCAUCCCUUCGAAGUUGCAACGCCAUGUAUUCCAGUCUCCUUCUCCACGUGCGAGGAGCAAUGACUCCUGUUGAAAACAAGAAGAAAAAAAAGAAAGCGAGUCCUUCGUUUAUUUUCACGAUGUUUUCUUCGUCUUCUUUUCGAUAUGGUGCGCCAGACUGCAAAUAUCGUGGAAUAUUUGCAGGGAUCGAUUGAAGUUCGAGCCGCAGCCGCAUCCAGGGUGUACGUGGACGCAUUGUCUCGAUUAGCACGCCAGGCGCAACUGGGUACAUGGGGUGGUUCCAAGGAUGUCGGGUUCGCGCUGAUGAGGAUCGUCGAGGUGUACAAGGAGAUACAGGAGCAGGAGAUGAAUAUCCUGAAAGCGUUCUACGUCGACCUACUGGUCCCCCUCGAGACGAAUCUGGAGAAAGACACCAAGGUCGUGCAGAGCGAGCAGAAGAAGUUUCUGCAGCAGCACAAGACCAGGUCCGAAACUUAUAGCAAAGCGGCGGCCACGAUGAAGAAGCAGAGGAAAAAGUCGAGGGGCGCGAGCAAGAGUGGACUGGCCAUGGACAAAGAGCUGAAGAAUAUGCAGAUCCUCGAGGAGGAGAAGUCUAAGCUAGACGCCUUUUGUGAACAGAGUUUGAAGAAUGCCAUGACUCAGGAACGAAGAAGGUACGGCUUUGUUCUCGAACGACAAUGCUCGUUGGCGAAACAUUAUGCGAGUUUUCACGAGGUCGCGUUAGCUGCUCUUCAUCCCUCGGUUGAUAAGUGGCGCGAGGUAGCUGCUACCAGGGAAUAUUUACCCCAAUCCGUGGAAGAUAUGUUCGCUUCCAGGCUUAGACAAGUAUCAUUCUGGCCGGAGGACGAAGAGAACGGUGGAUCCGAAUUAACGAUGAGCUCACAAUUGAGAAAGACCAGAAGCAUGGAUAGUUCUUGCUUGGAACUUCGACCUGGGCCGCCAUCCGGAAAUGUGCCAAGUACCACUUAUCAAGGUCCGACCUCGCAUCUUUCAUCCGCCCUCUCGAGAGCAAGAUCGGAGGCCAAUCUCCACGCUUCGACAUUGUCCCUCGAUCCAGAGGUACCGGAAACCCCGCCAAGGCCGAGGUCCAUGGCGCCCCCGGCAUCACGCAACAGCGGAAGCGGAGGCGGUGGGGGCAGCGGGACAGGGGUGAGCUCCGGCGGAUGGGGUGACGCACCCCUCGCGAGGGCCCUCUUCGCCUAUUUGAGCUCGGGGGAGAAUCAGCUGAGUUUCCUCGAGGGCGAUCUCAUCGCGUUGAUGGGAGAUCGUCAGAAGGGGUGGCAAUUUGGGGAGAAUCUCCGCACACAGAGUUCCGGAUGGUUCCCACUGGCGUACACAGAAAUUAUUAUCGACGAUAGUCUAGGAUCGCCCAGUCACGGAACAAACAAUGGUCGCGCAUCGGAGCCACAGGCGGUUCCACCGUGUAAGCCGCCACCCUCCCGCCCGCCGGUGACACCGAGCAUCGAUGAAGUGUCGAGUGGAUUCCAUGGGGUGGGAAACAACAACGUCAACAACAGUAACAACAAUAACAGCAGUACAGGCACACCCACUAAUGUGCCGAACAGCAACAGUUCUCACAAUUUGGCGACACCUACUGCACGUCAAACGAAACCGAUCCGUCCAUCGGGCACAUUGCCCACUGUUUUGGCCGGUGGCCGGAGGAUACAGCCACCUGCUCCACCCGUUCCGCCCCCUCAAGUCGUGACGUCUCUUCACAGCAGUAACGACAGCGGUUUCUCAAACGAGCCACCAGCCCAGCCCGACAUCGACUACAGCGACGACGAGGCAAUGAGACAACGAAGAAGAAAGCCACGUGCCGAUAGAAUAACGGAGGCGGUGAAGCAACACCAGAAGGAAGACAAGUCGAACGGCAAGGAUUGGGAGAACGAUUCUUGGAAGACGAUACCGAGGGACGAGAAGAGCUGGCACCUUUACAGGACGGCGAUGGACAUUUGGGCGGAGGCGAAUGCGAAUCAGAGCAACGAGAACGGGGAGGCGAGGUACCACCAGCAGAAUCGCCACUACAACAGUCAGGAACGGAAGCGCGAGUUCUCGGAACGCGCAGCUGUGGAGAACGGGCCGGGCAGGAAAUCCGGGAAGAAAUCUUCUGCGCAAGAGAGGGCGCAGAAGAGCGAGUACGAUAACCGUGGCCGGGUUAAUAAUCCCGGCCACAAGGGGAAGCCGUUGAGCAACGAGGAACAAUCUAGGAAAUCUGGGACGACGAGGAGGAGCAACGAGCAAACCGAGCAGGAGCAACGUGGCAGGGAGUCGAAGAGGAAGGAGCAAGAGGAGACGGAGGAGGACGAGAUAGAGUUGGAGGAGGAAGAGGAGGAUACGUACGGUGGGAGGAUGGAUUAUCAGAAGUACGACGGGAAGAAGUAUUACGGGGAAAGAAGCCAGGAGGGCCAGGAUAACCGCAACUCUCGUCGUGGUUAUCGGCCGGUUGCCCAGGACGAAGUGGCGAAGUACGAGAACGAGAAGAUGAUUUCCUCGGUGUCCUCCUCGGGGACGGACGACGAGAGCACGAUCACGAUUCCGGAGACCGGGAGAAAGGUGGAGCAUAUCGCGCAGAAACUGGAGCAAACGGCGCAAAAGUACGCUCGCGAGCACAGCCCUCCCAAGUUCAUAGAACGGAGGAACGAUUACAGAAGUUUAGAGCGCAGGGAGGAUAAGCAGCCACCCCCGCCGUACGAGAGGUACAACGAUUGCGAGAGGAAUCGUGGCGGGCCGCAGAGGUUCGAGAGGGAGAGGGAGAGGGAGAGAUACUUGGAAAAGUCUCCGACCACGGCCCAGAAGACGUCCACUUACGAGAGGGAGAGAACGUUCGAGAAGAAUCCCGAUAGAAAUAGGAACAUCGAGCGGGCCUCGAGCCGCCGCUUCGAGAGGCCGAGGCCGCCCUCCGAAGAAGCUCCUGAGAGACCGACCGAGCCCCGCAACGUCUACAGAGAGCGUAGAUACUCGGACAAGGAGGAAGCUAUCUACGGAGAGACGAGAUACGUGAGGGAGAACGUGUCCGUGGACAAGGAGCGCGGCUACGAGUCGAAUUUCGAGACGAAGCUCGAGAGGACGAAGGUGAUCGAGAGGCACGGUUAUCAGAGCAAUCUUCAGAAGUUCCAGAGGAACGGGCAAAUCUUGGAGAAGAACGACACGAAUAACAAUAUGCUGAAAGACGAUAAUAGGAAACCGUUGCUACCAAGGCAGACGACCGCGGUCGGACACCUGAUACAGACCGGCAGAGCGUUCGACGUCGAUUCCAAGAGUCCUAAAUUGGUGAAGAGAACCAAAUCCUUCUGGAGGUUCAGGAGAGAUUCCGACGUCCUCGAAGGAAUGGCGCUCUGGCAGCACAGGUCUCUGGUCGACAUUCCGAAAAUGAUUAAAAAGGAAGCGAAGGAGGACGUGAACGCCAUGGACGACUCGAAGAAGCAGAGCCCCGAGGGUAGCCCGAAUUCUCGGCAAAGUUUGGAGAAAAGGAACAGCGACGUGACGAUCACCAACGAUUCGCAUCACGAGGAGCCGAAACCGGCUGAGAGGAUCCACGUGCCCGAGAAAUCGGAUUACUUCGAGGAUUUCCCUACGCCCGCGGAAAGGCCAAAGACUGUGGAGCGGUCCGAAUAUCGAAUGCACCAGGACGAGAGGUCCUACUUCAUGGGCAACGUAUCGCGGAAAGCCAUAAUCGAGAAGGAGAGGAAGCGGAGCCUGGAGGCUAAGCGAAACAUGAUAGUGGCCGAAUUGAAGGAGAACAACGAGGCGAAGAGGAACGAGAGGAGGAAAAAGUACACGGACGACGAGGACGGUUUGACCCAGACGUUGAGCGAGACGGAGGCGUCGGACGAGGAGUCUACGUACAGUUGCAUCGUGGUCAAAGAUCAAACAGUGGCCGAGAAGACUCUUCUUCCCAGAACUAAACUCCGUAGGGAUUCUGACCGAGAUAAGAAUACUUGUGGACCGUGGUACGACCUUUGGGGAGUGGACGCCUCCGUGAACAAGAAGAAGAAGAAGAAACAGCAAUAAAUCUAUUAAACUCUCUUCUUCGUCCAUCCGCUUUCUUGAAUCGGUAUCGUUGUUUGAAUCCCUCGUGGGCCUCGAAACUGGAAGUGUUUUAUCACGUCUCGAAGUUUAUUAAAUAACGUUAUUAUCACGUAUAUAUGUACGAGAUGUGAGAUCUCGUCUUCUUUCGAAAAAAGGAUCCGAAACGAAACCGAGAUGAUCGAUUUUUGAGACGAGAACGAGCCCGAGGAUAAGAGGAGAUACGAUUACGAUACGAUACGAUAAUUUUAAGAUUUUGCUCGUUUUUUUAUUAUUUUUUUUUUUUGUUUCUCUUCUUCUUUUGUGUUUGUCAUUACGUUCCAGUUUUAUUAUAUCAUCUCCACCCUCGUAUAUCAGAUCAACACCAUGAAUGACCGUUUCGCAAGUCUUCCGCAUAGUGCAGUUCCCAUUGCUUUUUUUGAUACGUUUAAGCCUAUGUUUUGCGAGCAUAGUUGUUAUUUUAUUACUGCUUUCGUCGACGCUUGUUUAUGAUCGGAUAUCAUUGUGUUGACGUUAAGCAUUAAAGCAUAUAAAUCGUAAUUUAGAAUGCAAGGAACAACAUUUUGAUCCAUAUUUGAUCAGCCUGUCACAACGAUGGAAAGAACAAUGUUAUGGAUGAUGAUUCAAUCGUAACUCUUGUUGGAUUCGUCGUGCAAUGAUUAUUAUUAUUAUUAUUUUAUUAACGUUGUGUUGAAUUUUUCAAUUUUAAUUUCAAAUUUCUGAUCGACCGUUAAAUUCGAUGGUUUCGAAUUAAUUCUUUGAACGAUUAAAAGUUUCACGCUCGAUUCGUAUUUUUUAUAAUUCGCGCUUCGACGAAUUAAUUGAACGCGAAACACGAGUAAGAGAAAAGUAGUUUUUAGAAAUUUAAUCGUAUGCUCGAAUGAUCGGGAUUAAAUCUGUCAGUUACCAUAAAUCGUUCCCUAUCGAUGCAUAAACGAACGCAUAAAUAAUAUUGCGCGCAUAUUCCACGACAGGCUUAAAAACGAUCGUGUAAACUAGUUUCCGCAUUAAUAAUUAUUCGAGUUCGAAACUU
Molecule: messenger RNA, 5840 nt
Organism: Apis mellifera (honey bee)
Lineage: Eukaryota; Metazoa; Arthropoda; Insecta; Hymenoptera; Apidae
Gene: IRSp53
Product: trichohyalin
Exons: 12
Coding region: 926-4792 (1288 amino acids)
Biological process (GO): plasma membrane organization; actin crosslink formation; actin filament bundle assembly
Cellular component (GO): cytosol; nucleoplasm
Molecular function (GO): protein binding
Source: RefSeq, a predicted model, not a curated record